Molecule: messenger RNA, 594 nt
Organism: Lacerta agilis (Sand lizard)
Lineage: Eukaryota; Metazoa; Chordata; Lepidosauria; Squamata; Lacertidae
Product: protein PET100 homolog, mitochondrial
Exons: 4
Coding region: 27-278 (83 amino acids)
Biological process (GO): mitochondrial respiratory chain complex IV assembly
Cellular component (GO): mitochondrial inner membrane; mitochondrion
Source: RefSeq, a predicted model, not a curated record
CCGUUCAGCAUCGGCCAAGCGACACUAUGGGGGUGAAGCUGGAGGUGUUUCGGGUCUGUGGCGCGCGGGGUCCUCCGGGGAUGAUGCUGUAUUUAUCUUUUCCUGUUGCUAUGUUCUGGAUUUCAAAUCAGGCAGAUUAUUUUGAAGAAUAUGUUAUCAAGCGGAAGAGAGAGAUAUACCCACCUGAAGAUAAUUACCAGAGAAAAGAACUGGAAGACUUCAAGGAGAGAAUGAGGAAGAAACACGAGGAGCGGAUGCUGCAGGCAGCUAAGGAAUAAUGAUGUAGCAUCACCCCCUUUCUCCCCAGGGUUUGAUGCACUCUCAAGAAAGUUGCCAUCACAAAUCUAAUAAAUGCCCUCUAAAACACUUUUUCUACUAAGAGAUGAAGGGAAUUGCAGUGCAGUUUCACUUUGUAUUCCUGAAUAAUGGUUCUGUGCUUGCCUCCAUGGCCGUAAAUGGAAAAUGGGAAGAGGAUGUAGGCUACUUCCUUGGUGUUCUUCUGGCUCUUGCUGGGUGAAGCUGCUGAACCCUGUCUGCAAGUUUGGCAGCUCUCUUAGGAGAGUCACUUUGAAUAAAAAGUUAUUUAUAGAAAGA